ACUUUUCUUGCAGGGAGGUACUGCUUAUCGCUCCCCCAAAUCUCUCCACUGACUCACCAGAGGAGGACAGGACGCUCCGGAGCUGCACGCGCACGAUGGACUAAACCUCCCGGAGAGAUCAACAGUCUCAGCUGUGCUCCGACACAAACAAGUGACUUCCUUUGAGUCUUUUUCAAGCCUCGGGACGCUCAGCUAUCGUCAGAUCUCCAGCUAUGAUUCAGAGGAAGGAGGUCGUGUUGUCGGUUCUGGGGGAGCUCCAGGAGGCCACGGAGAGCGCCGGCCUGGACGCUCUGACCAGAGUGGCCCUGGAGGUGGACCGGGUCCUCGCUCCCUUUGAGCUCCCAGAAACCCCCUGUCAGGAUUUCCCCGAGUGGGCAGGUGUGGAUGAUACGGCUCAUGGUUUGUACCCACCUGAUGCGCCCAGGAGCCUCCUGCCUCUGAACUGCAAAGGAGAGGGCAACCUGCUGUUUGAUGCCGUCAGCAUGCUGUUAGUGGGCAACACUGGACUGAGCUUGGAGCUACAGGUGCGGACAGUUGUGGAAAUGGUGCUGUGGAAGAGAUACUACCUCUCCGGGAUGAUCGAUUCUAAAAUGAUGCUCCAGGCUGUUCGCUUCAGCCUCUGUGCUGAAGAGUCUGAGGACAUGCUCAACCUGCCUGUAACUGUCCUGGAGGCCAUCUUUGACGCAGAUGUGAAGGCGUCCUGCUUUCCCGGCUCCUACGCCAACAUGUGGCACCUGUACGCGCUGUCGUCAGUCCUGCAGUUUAACAUCUACUCCAUCUACCCCAUGUUCAACCUCAAGAUCCGACCCUAUUUCAACCGCGUCAUACGGCCGAGGACCUGGCCGAAAGACUGUGAGCCGCUAACGCUGCACAUCAUGUGGUCUGGCGUGCUGCAGUCCGAGUCUUUGUUUAGGCCAAACCACUUUGUGGCACUCGCCCAGACAAGUGACCUUACGCUUGGAAGCCCUGACAGCGAGCAGAGGGCAUCGCCGACCAAGAGCGAUGAGAUGCUGAACCAGGAUUUGCAGCUGUCUUACCGGGGCCUGAAGGACAAGUACAACAUCACCAAGAGGACCUUCUACCGCUGGAAGAGGCAGACGCAGGAGCAUUGCAAAAAGUCUGCAGCCAGAUAUGAGGCAAAGUACUUCCUGCAGGCCUGCUACUUAGAAGGCAAGCUCAUUCCUCUGCACCAGUUCAAAGAGUUUUUCCCAGAAAUCUCGAGGUCUUCGUACUACAACUGGAAGCACGAGCUCCUGAAAUCCGGAGGAAACUUCUCUACCUCAUCUUCAACCGGAGAGAUAAGUCCUGGAGAGAGCACGGAACAGGAGGCCUGGUCUUCCCCAGAGGCGAAGCAGGACGAGCCGGAUCACCACGACAGCGUGGCCAGUAUGUUUGGCUUCAACCUCGGCAAGCUGGAUCUGGAGCGCGCCCAAAAUAUAGCUCACAUGCAGGAAGCUAAGCGAUGUCUUCAAAAUUGCAUCGCCAUGAACGCCUCCCUCCCUUUUAGGAUCUUCAAAAGAAACUUCCCGGGAAUUUCCAGAUCAACCUACUACAACUGGAGGAGAGAAGCCAUGAUGGUCACCCACGGGUACAAAGGGAGCGCUGGCAGCAGCGAGGACAGCUCAGAUGCCGAUAAGAGCCAAAGCCCAAAAAGUCUUUCACCAGUCAUCCCCAAUUCCAAUCAUCCAUUCAUGCCCAGAGCGAGAAUCUGCAGACGAAAACAUAAAAGUUUCAGGCUGGCGUACAUGAGCAAAAAACAGCUCCGAGAUGCUGCAAAGCUGCACGUCCAGAAGUCCAAAUGGUCCCUGACGAAGUUCAAGCUCAAGUUCCCGUCCAUGUCUCCGUGUUUCUACUGGCUCUGGCGCAGCGGCCAGAACCGCAAGAAGAAGGUGCUCCCGCCGAUUGUUAGCAUCAACCUUCCUGAAAGUCUGGGGAACGCUGCUACAGAAAACAAGAUCACAGAGAGGAGGGUGGAUAGUCAGCACCCAUUUGUCACGACUCCUAAAUACCUAAAAACUUCCCCCAUGCCCUCCUUUGAUGCCCCACUUUCAAAGCACGCCCUUCACCGCAAGGCACCCAUAGAUGAGCAGAUGUUUGCGAUGGAUGUUGUGGCUCUGGCUAACUUCAAGGCCAAGGCCAAGCUGUUCCUGCAGCAACGCUUCGAGGAGAAAUCCUUCCCCACGUUUAAAGAGUUCAGGUCUUACUUCCCCUUCACCCCGCGCUCCACAUACUACAUGUGGAAGCGAGCUUUGCAUCACGGAGUGUCGCUGGUUCAUGGAUAAAUCUUCUUUUUUUUUUAAAAAAAAGGGCAACAUGAAAGCUCUGCUGAAGAACUUCUACGACAUGCAUCACUCCACCUCAACAUACUACCUACCCAGUUUUCCUGUUUUCAAAGACCGUUAACUGGCUUAGCAUCUAAAUGCAUUGUGUCCUUCCUCUGCCCCACCACCACCGCAGCUCAUUGGUCCCUCCUGGACAUUUGCACGUGUGUGAAAAGAAACUCAGCCAUCGGUGCGUUUAAACCCUGCAUGUUGCCCUGCAGGCAAAAGGCAGUUCAAAGCUGUUGUUUUGUGGCAUUUUGCUUGAAGCCUUUUCUCCUCUAUUCUCUUUUAAUCCUCGCUAAGCAUUGUACUCCGGGUCCUUAAUUUUUUUCAGUUUUCCUUGUUUCAUUAAUGCCUAAGUGUAUGGUGUCUUUUUGUUGAUGCUUGUGAUAUUGAUCUCGGAGAUUCCUGUUUUGUUUUUUUUUUAUUUGAAUGUGAAGAGCAGCUGGUAUUUGUUUUCAGAGAUGAGUUUACUUCGGCUUGUUCAAACAUCUUCUGCAAACAGGCGUCCAGUCAAACUUUUUCCUUUGGAUUAUUGAAUGUAAACACACUGUGCACCAAAGGUUUUUUCGGUGGCUGUCUUGAGGUUUUUUUUUUAGCCAAACUACUUUUGAAAUGCCUACUUUUCUUCUGGUGAUGAAUAUUAUAGAAACUGUGAGUUUUUUCACACUGUAUUUGCACUGAAAUGGUUUCCCAUCACACUGUUGAAUGUUUUGUCUUGACCAUGAUGCACAUUUUGGUUAAGUUUGAAUUUUCCGACAAUCCUGUUUCUAGAAAUGUUUACAUGGUUUCUUUACUUGAAAGCUGAAUAUAAAUGUAGAUAUUUUUAUUUUUUGUAUGAAUUUUCACUCCAUAACUACCUACUGCCUUGUAAUUUUGGGGAAUAUUUGCCUUGAUAAGCUACGUUGUCUGCUGCUUCUCAUCAAAUGACGCUUCAGUCUCUAAACAAACUCAUUUUGUAGAACCGCCGCUUUAAUAACCGUAAACAGCAGAUACAAGUUUACAUUUAUACUUUCUGUAUUUAUUCUUCUUAGUUAUUACACGUCUGAAAAUUGGUACUGUUGCCGCUGGCAGCCUGCGUGUUAGUCCGUCAGUAGAUGAGGAAGUCUUUGCUGUUAGGCUGUUUAUCAAUAAACCAUCGA
Messenger RNA from Plectropomus leopardus (leopard coralgrouper), 3463 nucleotides. It is a transcript of the gene vrtn, whose product is annotated as vertebrae development associated. The record is from RefSeq and is a predicted model, not a curated record. Gene Ontology annotation, cellular component: chromatin. Gene Ontology annotation, biological process: regulation of transcription by RNA polymerase II. Lineage: Eukaryota; Metazoa; Chordata; Actinopteri; Perciformes; Serranidae.